AUGUCUAUACAAGAUUUGUCAAAGAGCGUCGAGAGUACAAAUCAACAUUAUAAUGAAAUGUCUAGUAAAAUGAAUCAACUGGAAAUCUCCAUGGAUCUCAUGUCAUCUCAGUGCACAGAGAAGAUUGAAACUAUGAGCACUAUCAAUAAGGAAAAAGUUGACGAAACGGUAAACUAUUUGUUAAUAUUUAUUACGUGUUUAGUGUAAAUUUUGAACUUCUUUUAAACAAAAAACAAAAAAAGAGUGUGUGUGUUGGCUAAGGAAGCUAUAAAUUAUGGCGAUGAGAUUUAAUGGAAAAACUUUAAUAUAUAUAAUAUCUUUAAAAAAUUGAUAACUUGAUUUCCUAAACUAAUUAUUUUUCAACUUAUGUGAAAUUUUUCUAAUUUAGUAAAAUCAUUUUAAUAUACAGUAAUAUACUUGACAAAUGUAAAGAAAAGAAAAACUUAACACCAAUUAUAUUUAUGUUUUAUUUUGAAAUUUUAAUAACAUUAUAAUGAAAAACCUCACUUAUUCUGGCCUUAUAUAUUCGUUUUUUUUUUCUAGGACACUUUCUAAUCGUUUUGAUGAAUGUCAAUAAUGAAAUCGGAGAAAAAAAAACUUUUAAAGAUAUGCAGUUAAUAUAAACCCAUUCGUAAAUAUGGGAUAUAAAGAACGACAAUGAUUAAAACUUUUAAAAUAGUAUAUGAAGUUUAUUGCUAUACAUAAUUUUUUUUGAAGUACGCUUAGGUUUCAAAAAAUGUAAUAUUAAACUCAGAUUCAUUUUAAAAAUAUAUAUAAUAAUUAUAACACGAUACCAUCGUUACGAAUACUCACGAAAACUUUAACCAUUUAUUUAAACAGAAGAAACUGUUUUAAUUUUUUUUUUUAAAUAUUGUGUUGCGUCAGUAAACUCCAAAGAGUUAAGUUAAUAGUAUUUACAAACGAAAAACUAAUACAUUUAUUUGGGGGGGGGGGGGUUAAACUUAUCAUGUAAUUAGUUUUUUUUAUUACAAUUUCUGGCUACUUUUGUAGAUUGGUUUGGCUUGUCAUAUGUUAGCCAAGAGACUAGCACCAUUGGACAAAUUAAAUGAGAUUUUAAACAAGAAAUCCGAAUCUAGAAAGAGACUUUCACAGGUAUUUUUAUAUGUUAUAAUUGUUUGUUUGUUUUUUCUUCAUUUUAACUUUAAUUUGUUUUUUCUGUUAUUAAUAUUUUUUUUUCGUAAUAAGUCAACGGGAACAAAGUUUUCCUUUAAACAAGAAAAUAUGUUCUUUAAUAAGUAAACCGGAACAAAGCCAUCUUUGAUCUUUACUUUUUAUCCUCAUUUUCUAAAUCAUUUAUAGGAAGACACUGCUGAGAAUCAAAUAGCACAGCUAAAUGAAAAAAUUUCACAUCUUGGUAAGAUAAUGAAAUAA
Molecule: messenger RNA, 1392 nt
Organism: Lymnaea stagnalis (great pond snail)
Lineage: Eukaryota; Metazoa; Mollusca; Gastropoda; Lymnaeidae
Source: the annotation of a GenBank genome assembly